AUGACCACCUCGCUGUUCACGCACUACAUUGAGCAGUUGGACACUGCCAUGUACGACAAGGGCCGCCACAUUGUAGUCCUGCUCGACAACGCAAGCAGUCACACUCUGACAACCGAGGGUGCCGUCACCGAAGAUCUCUUCGGUUUCCGCACGCGUGCGCUCAAGAAUGUGCGCCUGCGUUGCUGGUGGCGCACCGGGUGUCUCCCGCGCGCGUGGGCGAUGGAACUCCCGCACGUGGAGCGAGGAGUCGGCAGCGGCGCGGCCACCGGUGGCGACAUCGGCCUUGAGCAGGAGGUCAACGAUGUCGGGAUAUUGAUCGACAGGCUCGGCCUCGGGUCCGGAGCGAUGGCCGCGGGCGAGUUUGUCGGCAUCGAUGACAACCAGCCGACGUGCGCCGAGCCCAGCGAGGACCCGCUUGCGGUGGAGCCUCGGGCGGCGCCGACGACUGAGAUGUGGGAGGCUCCUGCGUCGAUGCAGGCGGUCUACGACGACAGCAACCCUGCGUCGCGUGAAGCACGUCGCACCGCUCGCGCGGCGUGCGAAAUGCUCAUUGGCUAUGCGCGCGCUACAUGCAUCACGCCGCGGGACCUGUGCGCCCUGUUUGACAUCCGUAACCCGCUCAUCAUCGCGCUGAUGGAGCGCGCAAGCCCUCCUCUCAACCUUAACGCUACUCCGCUGCCCGCCAUGUCGCACGAGGACACCCCACUGGCAGAGACUCCACGUCGCCGUGGUCGCGUGCUGCCGGCGUGGAUGACGGUGCCGACCCCUGACUGGGUUCCCCAGUCUGCUCGCCGACAGGAGCUAAUCGAUGCCGGAGCUCUCGCCGUGAUGAGCGGCUAUCUGGCUGCCACAGAGUGGAUGCGGCUGUGA
Closterium sp. Naga37s-1 is the source of this 870-nucleotide messenger RNA. Lineage: Eukaryota; Viridiplantae; Streptophyta; Zygnematophyceae; Desmidiales; Closteriaceae. The record is from the annotation of a GenBank genome assembly.